AUGAAGCCCGCACUUGCAACCAGCCACACCGUCUCCGUCCUCCACCCGAAUAACCUCCCGAUACAUACCGGCGCAGUCUCGCGACCACACAUACACAAAGAAGAAAAGAUGGAUUCCCUAGGUGGUGGCGGUUUCGGCAAUGCCGACUUGAGCAAGCUGUCCGACCGCGACAAGCAGGAACUGCAGCAAUUCGCUAUGAAUGAGGGACAGAAGGCUAGGAUUCAAUCUUCGAUACACUCCCUCACCGACACAUGUUUCCGCAAAUGCAUCCCCGCGGGUACCGUCAAGGCGGGCAAAUUGGACAAGUACGAGGAGCCGUGCAUGAGGCAGUGUGUGGAUCGGUUCUUGGAUGCGAAUAUGGUUGUGCUGAGGGAGUUGGAGAGGUUGAGGGGAUAG
Molecule: messenger RNA, 396 nt
Organism: Alternaria infectoria
Lineage: Eukaryota; Fungi; Ascomycota; Dothideomycetes; Pleosporales; Pleosporaceae
Exons: 3
Coding region: 1-396 (131 amino acids)
Source: RefSeq, a predicted model, not a curated record